CAGGGUUCAACUGGAUCCAAAUCAUUCUCCAAUUUACCAAUUCAGUCGAACGUCACCAAUUGCAUCAAUGGGCCAAGCUUCUUCCACCACCUCUGCCGCUUCCUCUACGCCGGCCGCGGUCUCUGAGCCCGUGCCCGAGAACUCGAUGCUCGACGUGGAGCUCGAGAUCGUGUCGGCCAAAGACAUCGCGGCCGGCGACUAUUUCACCGUCAAGGCUGCGGCCAAGGGCCACGUGGCCUCUAGUGACGCCUAUGCUUUGAUCGAGGUGGCCGGCCAGAAGGUAGCCUGGACGCGGCCCGUCUUCUCCACCCUCGAUCCUGUGUGGAACGAGAAGUUCUUCUUCAAAAACGUCAAGCCCGACACAAUCUGCAAGCUUUACCUGUUGGAUAAGGACUUCGAGGCCGACGACGCCCUCGGCCAGACGCAGUUCACAGCGGCCAACACUGACGGCGCUGAGACGACCUUCGAUCUGCCUAUUAAACGCAACGACAAGGCGGCCGGCUCCAUUGUGGUCAAGGUCAAGUCACAUCCGAUGCCGGCCAUCGGCAACGGCCAGUUGCAACAGGUUGGCCCGGUCCACUACUCGGUGCACUCGAGCUACAUCAACGGCCUCAUCACAGACACCACGACGGACGAGGACAAGCGCGAGUCUUUUGCCUACCAUGUCCAGUUGCACGACAUCCCGGCCUUCCUGGCCCAGGACAACGAAUGGAACCACAACCAUCAGUCCGUUGUGAAGAUCUUCUCGCCUGACCACCCGGAGGCGCCUAUGCUACGUAAGGCCAUUGCAACGGAGCACGCUAUGGUCUACAAACACGACGCGGACACGGUCUACGGUGAGUUUAACGGCCCGGCCGACUUCUUUAACCUGUUGCACGACGGCAAGCGGCUCGACAAGCCCGUGCUCUUCACAUACGCAAUUAUCGAGACGGGCUGGUACUUUUCGGAGACCGGUGCGGCAUUCUUUAAGGACAUUUUGUCCAAGCACAUGUUGCACUCCGGUGCGCAGUUCAAUGUUAAGUACGCGGGGGAGUUCCACAUUGAGCAGGAACCUUCGGGCGAGUUCAAGUUGUUCAUCGACAACAACAGCGGCACGUACGCGCCGCCCAAGGAGGAGUUACCGCAACUUAAGGCGUUGCUGGAGACGAACUUCCCCGGUAUUGCGAUCGAAGCGCUGGACCGUAGUAGCCCAGAGCUUAAGGAGAAGCGCAAGGAAAUCCUGGACGCGUGGGCCGCAUAAUAAAAAAAAAAUGACCAAGUCGGCCACAAUAAUUUGCAAUUCAAUACUCAAUUUAGUGGCGGCAACUGCUACGUCUUCCAACCCUGUGGAAUUGACUGUAGCAGUAAAAUACAAAGUGCAGGUUAUAAAAUUAUGUUGAGAUAUUCCCUAUCAAUUUCUUUAUUUGAGCUUUUUUUGUUUGGUAAAUUUCUUUUCCGAAAUAAAAAAAAAACUUGAAUGAGGCCA
Molecule: messenger RNA, 1465 nt
Organism: Phytophthora nicotianae INRA-310
Lineage: Eukaryota; Oomycota; Peronosporomycetes; Peronosporales; Peronosporaceae
Exons: 1
Coding region: 68-1240 (390 amino acids)
Source: RefSeq, a predicted model, not a curated record